This is a messenger RNA of Panicum virgatum (switchgrass), 1361 nucleotides long. RefSeq names its product NADP-dependent alkenal double bond reductase P2-like. Gene Ontology annotation, molecular function: oxidoreductase activity, acting on the CH-CH group of donors, NAD or NADP as acceptor. Bases 112 to 1140 code for a protein of 342 amino acids. The record is from RefSeq and is a predicted model, not a curated record. The transcript has 4 exons. NCBI's taxonomy places the organism in Eukaryota, Viridiplantae, Streptophyta, Magnoliopsida, Poales, Poaceae.
AUCGCGUCGCGUCGCGUCGCCUCACCUCACCCAACCCAACGCACCCCUCCGUGCUCAGUGUCCGGCCUUGCUUGGUCUUGCGGCGAGCAUUGCUGUUGUUCGCCGCCGGCGAUGGAGGUGAGGAACAGGUACGUGGCCACCCGGCGCCACAUCGAGGGCGCCCCUACGGAGGCCGACUUCGAGGUGAGGGAGGAGACGGCGCGCUGGUCCCCGGACUCCGGCGAGGUGCUCGUCCGGAACCUCUACCUGUCCAUCGACCCGUACCAGCUCAACCGCAUGAAGCGGAGCAGCGCGUCCCACCUCGCCGUCGACGGCAUCCUGCCCGGCCAGAGGAUCGCGGCGUACGCGGCCGGCGAGGUGGUGGCGUCGGCGAGCCCGGAGUACGCGGCGGGCGACGUGGUGGCGGGCGUGCUCGGAUGGGAGGACUACACGCUGUUCCGGCCGUCCCCCGCUGUGCUCAUGUCCAAGGUCGACGCCGCCGCUGUCUUCCCGCUGUCCCACCACAUCAGCGUGCUGGGCACCAGCGGCAUGACGGCCUACGGCGGCCUCUUCGAGGUCUGCAAGCCGGCCAGUGGGGAGAAGGUCUUCGUCUCCGCGGCGUCGGGCUCCGUCGGCAGCCUCGUCGGCCAGUUCGCCAAGCUCGCCGGCUGCUACGUCGUCGGCUGCGCCGGGACCAAAGCCAAGGUCGACCUGCUCAAAGACAAGCUGGGAUUCGACGACGCGUUCAACUACAAGGAGGAGCCCGACCUGAAGUCAGCUCUCAAGAGGUACUUCCCCGACGGCAUCGACAUCUACUUCGAGAACGUCGGCGGCGAGAUGCUGGAGGCGGCGCUGGCCAACAUGAACACGUACGGGCGGGUGGCCCUCUCCGGCGUCAUCUCCGAGUACACGGGCUCCAGGCGGCGCGCGGUGCCGGACCUGCUGGAGGUGAUCUACAAGCGCAUCACCAUCCGGGGCUUCUUCGCCUGGGACUUCCUGCCCAAGUUCGCUGAGUUCAACGCCGCCAUCGGCGAGUGGGUCCGGCAGGGCAAGGUGCAGGUGAUCGAGGACGUCUCCGACGGGCUCGAGAGCGUCCCCUCCGCGUUCGCCGCGCUCUUCAGCGGGCAGAACGUCGGCAAGAAGCUCGUCAAGCUGGCGUAGAAACAGGGAGGGAGGCAGCUGACCGUACCCAGUAGUUCAGCACGCGGAAAGUUUUACACACUGCGUGAAAUUUACCGUGGUGUUAAAUUGAUAUAAUUUUGUACUUUUGGACGCCGGAAAACAAAGAUUUUUAUCGGGGUGUUAAAUUGAUGUAAUUUUGUACUUUUGGCCGCCAGCAAAGAAGGUAAACAUAAAAAAUAAUAUUUCUGUUCGGCCAGUGA